This is a messenger RNA of Poecilia latipinna (sailfin molly), 1876 nucleotides long. RefSeq names its product heat shock 70 kDa protein 12A-like. The coding region runs from base 57 to 1763 and encodes 568 amino acids. The transcript is spliced from 4 exons. Gene Ontology annotation, molecular function: ATP-dependent protein folding chaperone; ATP binding. Lineage: Eukaryota; Metazoa; Chordata; Actinopteri; Cyprinodontiformes; Poeciliidae. The record is from RefSeq and is a predicted model, not a curated record.
UUUGUGCUCCCACUAGUAUUCUGGUUUCAUCCUGACUUGCAGAACAUGAUUCUACAAUGGGUGACUCCUAUGUUAUAGCCAUAGACUUUGGUACCACUUACAGUGGAUAUGCCUUCAGUAUCACUACAACAGAGGAAGAAAGUGAUCCCAAAUUAAAGAGAUGGGGAGCAGGACAAGGACUGGACACCCCAAAGACUCCAACCUGCAUCCUGUUUGAUGAAAAUGGAAAAUUUCUGAGCUUUGGUUAUGAAGCCAAAGCAGCAUACAUCAACAUGAGAGGAGAGGAAGCAAAGAGACAUUAUUUCUUUGGAGAAUUCAAAAUGGCCCUGUAUGGUAAAGAUCUUAACAAGGACCUUAAGAUUAAAGCAACAAACAAUAAGGAAAUGACGGCUCUGAAGGUUUUCACUGAAUCCCUGAGAUUCCUGAAGGAUGACGCACUGAGAACAAUCGGUUCCACCACAUCAGGUGUACCGUUCAAAGCCUCUGACUUCACCUGGGUCCUGACUGUUCCUGCCAUCUGGAAUCCUUCAGCUAAACAGUUCAUGAGAGAAGCUGCAACUCAGGCAGGAAUUAUAACUGAAGGAGAUGAAGACAAACUGGUGAUCGCACUGGAACCAGAAGCUGCUUCAGUCUGGUGUAAGAAGCUUCCAGCUGAUGGUUUCAUCACAAAGAACCACAGCAGAGACUCUCUGGAUCAGACUCCAGGAACUCAGUACAUCAUUGUUGAUUGUGGAGGAGGAACCAUUGACAUCACUGUUCAUAAAGUCCUGGGUGGAGGAGCCCUGAAGGAGCUGCACAAGGCCUCUGGAAACAACAUGGGAGGACAAACUGUGGACAGAAAGUUUAAAAAGUUCCUCAGAGAAAUAUUCACUGAUGGAGUCUGGGAUGAAUAUGAGGAAAAAUAUCCCAGUGAGGUUCAGAAGAUGAUGUAUGAUUUUACUUGUCUCAAAAAGGUAGAUGAGGAUAUUCAGAUCACAUGUUCAUUUAAUCUGGGAAAACUGGCUCAGAAAAAGAAAGACAUAGAAACGUUCUUUGAGUCAAUAGAAGGAGCUUCGUGGAAUGAAGGAGUCAUUAAAAUAUCUAAAAAGAAACUAAGAUCUUUCUUUGAUGAGAGUCUUCAGGGCAUCACUCAGAGUCUCAGAGAAAUAUUAAAAGAAGAUCUUGACAUUCGUUACAUUCUCUUAGUGGGGGGGUUCGCAGAAAGUCAAAUACUGCGGCAGCACAUUAAUAAAGAGUUUGGAGAAGAAUAUAAAAUCCUGUGUCCUGUUAGACCUCAGGAAGUGAUCUUAAAAGGAGCUGUAGAGUUUGGAAGAAACCCAAAGAUAGUGGCAUCUCGGAAAACUCGCUUCACUUAUGGGGUGGCCGUGUUAAGACGGUUUGAUGAGUUUGAACAUAAACAAGAGAAGAAACUCACAGCUGAUGGAAAGGAGUGGUGUCAGGACAUUUUUAAAAUACUGCUAGAAGAAGGUGAAGAUGUGGGCUGGGAUGAAACCAGAGAGCAUCUCCUUAAUGCAGUAGAUCCACAACAGAAAGAGAUGAGUGUUAGAUUGUUUAAGACUGAAAGAAAAAACCCAAGAUAUGUAGAUGAUUGGGGGGUGGAAGAAGUAGGUUCAUUUACAGUUAAACUCUGUGAUCCUGAAAGAAACAAAGAACGAAAAGUGAAAGUGGAACUAAAGUUUGGCUCCACAGAGAUAACAGCUACAGGGACUGACCUGAGUACUGGAGAGAAAAGGUCACUUAAGUUUGAGUUCAACAACUUCUAAAACAUUUAUAAUAUCACUGCAGCUGUUUACAGUUAAAAAGGAAGAAAUGUUUGGAGGCUCUUUUACAUUAUAGGCCAUGGUGCUUUUAUCUUAUUUGUAAUUAAUAUCAGCUU